AUUUAUUAUUAUUUAUCAUAAAUAAAUAAAUCAGAAAAUAAUUAAUUUCAAGAAUGAAUAAAUACAGGCACUCAUAACGAAAUACUUUUGUCACCCACUUUAUUAGGUACAACUACACUGUUUAAGAGAUGGGGGCGUUUUUCCUCCAUAAAAGAAAUUAUGAAAAAAAAAAAGAAAACGUGUGUUAUUAGGGCAGCACAGUGCCUUAGCACAUCUGCCUCAAAGUGGAGAAGUCCAUUGAAGACUCUAGAAUGUCCAUAGGUGUGAGUGUUUGUUUGUCUAUACUGUAUGUGCCCUGCGAUUGACUGGCGACCAGUCCGGGGUGUACCCCGCCUCUUGCCCAAGGUCCGAUGGGAUAGGCUACAGCACACCUGUAACCCUAAUGAGGAUGGACGUAUGUUUACUUGUAAAAUUGAGACACCAAGAACUAGUAGGCUAACUCCACCUUUGUUAUUUUGCGGGACAGUGAUUUCAUAUUUUAUGGCUGCAUUAAAAUCUGGGGGAUUUAUAUCGUUAUAUGGCCAUGAUUGCUUCUUCUGGAUACUUGUUUUUACAGAAAUUGUGGUUUUCCUCAGAUUUUGGCAUUUUGUCAAAUAUUGUAUAAUGAUUUAGGACUUUGAUCUUAUUGGAUAGUCAUUCAUUUAAUCCGAGGUACUGCUAUGAUUUUCAGUUUCAUGGGUUGGAUUCCGGUCGAUGUCAUCGAGGUUGGCUAAAAUAAAAGGAACAGAGAUUACAAAAAAAAAAAAAAGCUUAGCGCAAUAGUGGUCUAAGUCAAAUCAUUCGUCAAAUCUAUCAAUAUUUCAUGAAAGACCAUUAACGUUCACUAACAGUAAAACAGUAAAAUCUCUUAACCUCACUUUCUAGGAUGUUUUGGCUGGAGGUGAAGGUGGAGGUUUCAUGGGUGCGGCCAUCUUGCAAAUGGGAGUUGUCACAGUUGCAAAGCAUGACUUAACUUUCUGAGUGUUUUUUGAAUCUGUGAAUCUCACUUACUGGGAUGUUUAUGCAGAAGAUGAAGCCUGGUUUCAUCUUGUAAAUGGGAGUUGGCCCAGUGUUGCACUGAUGAAUCAGGAAAAGUAAAGACAUGCCUGUAUUAAUUUCUGCACUUAAUUUAACAAUGACAAAAUGGAAUUAGCCCACUGUGUUCUUCUAGUCAAUUGUGACUGUAAAUUGUGCUUUCUCGACAGACUUGACAUGGACACGAUCUGGCUCUACCAGUUCCGUCUGAUCGUGAUCGGAGACUCCACGGUGGGCAAGUCUUGUUUGAUCCGCAGGUUCACCGAGGGUCAUUUCGCCCAUGUGUCGGACCCCACCGUUGGCGUGGACUUCUUCUCGCGUCUGCUGGAGAUCGAGCCGGGCAAGAGGGUCAAGCUCCAGAUCUGGGACACUGCUGGCCAGGAGAGGUUCAGGUCUAUCACCAGAGCCUACUACCGUAACUCUGUUGGCGGGCUCCUGCUCUUUGACAUUACCAACCGCCGCUCGUUCCAGAACGUGCACAGCUGGCUGGAGGAGGCGCAGAGUCAUGUUCAGCCGCAGAGUAUCGUCUUCCUGCUAGUGGGCCACAAGUGCGACCUGGAGGCCCAGCGGCAGGUGAGCCGGCAGGAGGCAGAGAAGCUGGCGGCGGCCUUCGGGAUGAACUACGUGGAGACGUCUGCACGAGACGCCAUCAACGUGGAGAUGGCUUUCAUGGACCUGACGAGGCAGAUCUUCGAGCUGGUGCGCGGCGGCGACAUCAAAAUCCAGGACGGCUGGGAGGGCGUCAAGAGUGGACUGGUCCCGAACACCGUGCACUCCUCGGAGGAGGUCACCAAGGCGGGUCGCCAGUGCCUCUGCUGAGCACAUUUCUUUUGGACUCCAUCUGUUGGAGAUGGGCCCUCACUUCGUCUAUGACUACACUGCGGGCCCCGCUCUUUCUUAAACUAUUUCCAAGUUGCAGUAACACGCUUUACUUGUCAUGUGUUGACUACUUGCUCGGUGCAAAUCACACGUUGGUCUCUCGAUUAAAAGCACAAGAAGCCCCCUCGUGUCGUUCAACAUGGUAGCUUUGCUGCUUUUUUGACAUGCGCACUUACACUUAAACACAAUUUGUAAUGACUAUUGACACUCAUGUGGAUACACAACUCAACAGAAAUUAGACAGCCUCUUCACCUCAAUGUGGACAUACAAAUACAAGAAACUUUAUGUACAGUACAUGUAUAUAGUCAGAAAGAGGCGAUACUCUCACUUCACAACCCAACAAUAAAUAGUACCAAGGAGUAUUAGGGCCACAACUAAAAAUCACAAAAAUAAAAAGUAGGCAAAUUCCUAACCAAAAAAUAAUUACCAGAAAAAAAGUCUUAACAUUGACAGAAAAAAAACAUAAUUUUCAGAGAAAUUUGUAAUAUACAUUUUUUAAGAAUAAAGUAUUAUGAAAAAGCUAUUAAGUGAGAAUAAAGUCAUAAGCAUACCAGAAAAGGUCGUAAAUUCACAGAAAAAACUUCCGAGUUAUAAGGAUUUUUUUUUCAAGAAUGAUAAUGAUAAUGUUACAUGGAUAAAGUUGAAGUAAUGUGGGAAAGAAAUUGCAAUUAAUACAAAUUUAUUGGUACGACAAAAAUCCUUUAUGACUAAAAAAUAGCAACGUGACAAGAAAAAAAAGUCAUGGUAUUUCAUCCAUCAAUCCAUCCAUCCAUCCAUUUUCUGAGCCGCUUCUCCUCACUAGGGUCGCGGGCGUGCUGGAGCCUAUUCCAGCUAACUUUGGGCAGGAGGCGGGGUACACCCUGAAUUGGUUGCCAGCCAAUAAAAAAAAAGAAAUUCUGAAGAAAAAAGACACUUUUUUAACAAGAAAUUGGUCAUAGUUUUACAAAAACAGUCAUGCUUUUACAUACUUUUACUAAUAUGUGAAAUAAAUUGCUUUUAAUAAAGUAGUAAUUGUCCCAUAAAAAAUAUUUCAUGAUAAAAAAAUUGUUUCAUUACAGUCAUGAUAUUAAGACAAAAGCAAUUCCAAAGAAAAAUAAAAUUUUUGAGGAUAGGUCAUAAUUUUACAAAAAAUAGUCAUCACAUGAAAAGUUAAGUUGCUAUUUGUUAACAUUACGAGACAAAAAAACAUGCCAUUUUACAAGAAAAUGGCCAUAAUAUUACAAGUAAAAAGUAACAAUCUUAAAAGAAUAAAGUUGUGAUUUUACGAGAAAAAAAAUCAUCAUUUUAGAGAAACAAACACUUAAUUUUAGAUCUUCCAAUAUUGAAAGAAUCAAAUUUUUGAUUUUUUUAAUAAAUUUUAUUUAGUUAAUUUUUCACGACGAAAGAGAAAUUUUUUUUAAAUUUUACAAUCAUUUUGUAAAAUUAUGAGAAAAAAGCCUUGUCUUUUCACAGGGAAAAAAAAUCACAAUGUCGCAACAAUAAAGUUGUGACGUUAUAAGAAAAAAAGUAAUACAACAUGAAAAAGACAAACAGAGUGGUAUUGUGUGUUACAAAGCCCCAUACAUGACAUGCGGAAAAAAUAAUAAUUUGUGCACACAAAAUACUAACUUGUGUGCACAUAUUAUUUUCUUUUUUUUCCAAUGUCAUGUCUGAGGCUCUGUAGUGUGCUGCUGAGGAUCUUUUCAAGUCCCUCAAUUGACUAUUUUCCAUGUGGCCCAAAUACUCCUUAAUAAUCCCGAAUACUCCUUAAUACUCCUUUUUGGCUUCAUAGGGACAGUCAAACAUGCAUCCACUUUGACUCAAUGCUUUUAAAUUUUAAUUGCUGAUGUGAGUCUCUUUUGAGUGCCUUUUGGAGGAAGGAAACCUGUGUCCAUGUGUGUUUUAUUAUUCAUGUACCUGCACAGUGGAUAUAGAAGGUCUACACACCCCUGAAAAGCCUGGUAGAACAGUUGAACUUUAUUGAGGGUGAAUAAGAGGCACCUUAAAUGGAAGCAGCUGUGUUGCGGACUCCUGUUGAACAUGACUUUGAAUGUGAUUGAUUCUGAUCACAGUCACCUUUAGGAGGGUGUGCACACUUGUGCAACUACAUUGCAUCAGUUGUUUAUUUUUACUACCCCUCUUGAAAAUAUGUCUUUUAUUGGUAAAGGUUAUUUUAUAUAUAUACAUAUACAUCACAACAACCUGGCAUUUCAACAGGGGUGUGUAGACUUUUGAUAUCCACUGAAGGUAACAAAUGUGUAACAUGAUUCAUUUGAACGCUGGCUUUGUCUUAUGGGGAUUAAUUAAUAACCUAGCACGUGUGUCAUCAGUAAAAAAUAAACUGUGGAAAUAUCA
Messenger RNA from Phyllopteryx taeniolatus (common seadragon), 4227 nucleotides. Its product is annotated as ras-related protein Rab-39B-like. The record is from RefSeq and is a predicted model, not a curated record. Gene Ontology annotation, molecular function: GTPase activity; GTP binding. The transcript is spliced from 3 exons. Gene Ontology annotation, cellular component: Golgi membrane. Bases 1123 to 1833 code for a protein of 236 amino acids. Lineage: Eukaryota; Metazoa; Chordata; Actinopteri; Syngnathiformes; Syngnathidae. Gene Ontology annotation, biological process: Rab protein signal transduction.